Schizosaccharomyces osmophilus is the source of this 603-nucleotide messenger RNA. It is a transcript of the gene ypt2, whose product is annotated as GTPase Ypt2. The record is from RefSeq and is a predicted model, not a curated record. Lineage: Eukaryota; Fungi; Ascomycota; Schizosaccharomycetes; Schizosaccharomycetales; Schizosaccharomycetaceae. Gene Ontology annotation, biological process: protein localization to plasma membrane; regulation of exocytosis; protein secretion. Gene Ontology annotation, cellular component: endosome; plasma membrane. Gene Ontology annotation, molecular function: GTP binding; GTPase activity. The transcript has a single exon. Bases 1 to 603 code for a protein of 200 amino acids.
AUGUCAACAAAAUCCUACGAUUAUUUAAUAAAAUUGCUUCUUAUUGGAGACUCAGGAGUAGGUAAAUCAUGUCUUCUUUUACGGUUUUCCGAGGAUUCCUUCACGCCAUCUUUUAUCACAACGAUCGGGAUUGAUUUCAAGAUUCGCACCAUUGAACUUGAUGGUAAGCGCAUUAAACUACAAAUAUGGGACACGGCCGGCCAAGAACGAUUCCGCACAAUUACAACUGCAUAUUAUCGCGGAGCAAUGGGUAUUUUAUUAUUGUAUGAUGUUACAGACAAAAAGUCUUUUGACAACAUCCGAACAUGGUUCAGCAAUGUGGAACAGCAUGCCAGUGAAAAUGUGUACAAAAUUUUAGUUGGUAACAAGUGUGAUUGCGAGGAUCAAAGACAAGUUUCGUUUGAACAAGGAAAAGCUUUGGCUGAUGAACUUGGAGUAAGAUUUUUGGAAGCUAGUGCCAAGACAAAUGUCAAUGUGGAGGAAGCCUUCUUUACGCUUGCUCGUGAGAUUAAAAAGCAAAAGAUUGAUGCCGAGCAUGAAUUCAACAAUCAGGGGAACAACGUCGAUUUAGGAAACGACCACUCUGUGAAGCGUUGCUGUUAA